Messenger RNA from Alnus glutinosa, 936 nucleotides. RefSeq names its product cytochrome c oxidase subunit 5b-1, mitochondrial. Gene Ontology annotation, cellular component: mitochondrial envelope. The coding region runs from base 176 to 661 and encodes 161 amino acids. Gene Ontology annotation, biological process: mitochondrial electron transport, cytochrome c to oxygen. The record is from RefSeq and is a predicted model, not a curated record. The transcript has 6 exons. NCBI's taxonomy places the organism in Eukaryota, Viridiplantae, Streptophyta, Magnoliopsida, Fagales, Betulaceae.
CCCUCACGUGUCCAAGUUCCCGUCCCCAACCCUUCGCCAUUUUUCCCUUCUAGAGAGAGAAACCAAAGCCUUUCACAGAAGAGAACACAAAAAGCUCUCGUUUAUCUCUCGGCUAUUGACUCGGGGCGUGACCUGAGAUCUCAAGCUCCAAACAGAGCCUAACUCUCUCACCAGCAUGUGGCGGAGACUUCUCUCUUCCCAGCUCAAAACCCUAGCCGCCGCCGCCCCCACCCGAUCCGCUUCGUUGCCCACCCGAUCCCUCAUUUCUCCACCGACCUCUCUCUCCAGCCUCCGCUUCUUCAGCGUCGACACCGCGGAGGGUGCCGUGAAGAAGAGGGUUGAAGAUGUAAUGCCGAUUGCGACCGGUCACGAGCGUGAGGAGAUUGAAGCUGAGCUUGAGGGAAGGGGAAUUCUUGAUAUCAACUUUCCAGUUGGUCCCUUCGGCACAAAGGAAACUCCUGCUGUCGUUAAGUCCUACUAUGACAAGAGAAUAGUUGGAUGCCCUGGAGGUGAAGGCGAGGAUGAACAUGAUGUUGUCUGGUUUUGGCUGGAGAAAGGCAAGCCGCAUGAAUGCCCAGUGUGCUCGCAGCAUUUCGUGUUGGAAGUUGUGGGACCUGGAGGGCCUCCGGAUGGACACGGUGAUGAUGAUCAUCAUCACUAAUUGGAGCCUCCAAUUUUCCUGCUGGAAUAAAAAUCGGGGAGAUGACAAGACAAUUUCCAGUACACGUAGCUUUCAGAAUUCAAAAGCUUUCGAGUUUUGUUUGUUUUGGCUGGUCCUUAAUUCUUGUGGCUUUUUGCAUUUGCAAACGUUUGAGAACGAAUGUUUACUGUGGUUAUAUAGACACAGUCUGGUCAUCUGUUGGAACAACGGAACCUGUUAGGAUUUCUAUUAUGAAUUAAUUGCCAAAUAAUUGAUGGUUUGAUUCUUUUCCUUGA